This is a messenger RNA of Vespula vulgaris, 2777 nucleotides long. It is a transcript of the gene Ogg1, whose product is annotated as N-glycosylase/DNA lyase. Lineage: Eukaryota; Metazoa; Arthropoda; Insecta; Hymenoptera; Vespidae. Gene Ontology annotation, cellular component: nucleus. Gene Ontology annotation, biological process: nucleotide-excision repair; base-excision repair; base-excision repair, AP site formation. The record is from RefSeq and is a predicted model, not a curated record. Gene Ontology annotation, molecular function: 8-oxo-7,8-dihydroguanine DNA N-glycosylase activity; damaged DNA binding. Bases 189 to 1202 code for a protein of 337 amino acids. The transcript is spliced from 3 exons.
UACGUACUGUUUCAAAAUAUAGAAGUAAGUACUGUAUUUCAAUUUUUCCUUUUCUUUCUAAAGAUUCUCACCAGAUGGCGAAAUGAUCGAGUUCACAAAUAGAAGAACACCUACCUCUCUAUAGAUGUGUAUAUACUACAUUGUUUAAAGAUGUCAGUAUUUCGAAGUGAAUUGCCACAGACGGAGCUAUGCGAGUUUGUUCUUCGUUAUGUUUGGGGUUUCUAACCAACAAGAUGAUCGAAUGUUCUUCGAAAGAAUUGAACUUAGGUGCAACGUUGCAAGGUGGCCAAAGUUUCAGAUGGUUGCCAUAUAAAACUGGAUAUCGAGGUGUUUUUAACAGUUCGGUUUGGACAUUAAUUCAGAAUGAAACCAGUAUAAGAUAUACGGUUGAAGGAUCACUAUCGGAUAAUCAAAAUUAUGAUGAAAUUUUGAGACAAUACUUCAGAUUGGAUAUAUCAUUAUUAGAUCAUUGUAAAAAAUGGAUUGAAGUAGAUAAAAAUUUUCAGAAAUCGUACGAAAAAGUAGACGGCAUUAGAAUCUUGAAUCAAGACAUAUUAGAAAAUCUAUUUUCCUGUAUCUGCACUUCUAACAACAAUAUUCAGAGGAUAUCUGGGAUGGUUGAAAAAUUAUGUAUUCUAUUUGGUAAGAAAAUAUGUUCCAUUGAUGGGAAUGAUUAUUUUGAUUUUCCAACAUUGGAAUUAUUACAAGGACAAAAUGUAGAGUCUAUCUUAAGGAAGGAAGGAUUUGGAUAUCGUGCAGCGUACAUAGCAAAUACUGCAAAAAAGUUGCAGGAACUUGGGGGAAGAAAAUGGCUUAUGAGUCUUCAUAAAUGUAAUAAUGCUUCUUAUUUCGAGGCUAAAGAACAAUUGCUUACUCUUCCUGGAGUUGGUCCGAAAGUUGCAGAUUGUAUUUGUUUAAUGUCUUUGGGACACUUAGAAGCUAUACCAAUAGAUACACAUAUAUUUCAAGUUGUACGAGCGUAUUAUUUACCGCAUUUAGGAAAACAAAAAACAGUAACUCCAAAAAUUCACGAAGAAAUUAGUACACAUUUACGUGAAUUGUGGGGACCCUUGGCUGGUUGGGCUCAAGCUAUUUUAUUUUGUGCAAAAAUCGCUGAUAACGCAAAGAAUACUUUAAAUAGAAAACGAAGUAAUACAAAGACUAAAUUAGAACCAGAAAAGAAAAUUCAGAGGGUACAGUAAAUUGUCAUCAUUAUUCUUAUAAUAAAAUUGUUACAUGUAUAUCAUUUUACAAAAGAUCUGCAUUUUCUAUCAAUAUAUUGGCAAUUUUUAAUUAGACACUUAAGUACAAUUAAAUACAUAUAAAAGAUAAAUAUGAAGUUUGUUCAGUAUUAUAGAGUUUAUAUAUAUAGUAUGCACGUAUAAUAGUGCUCAUUAUUUUAAAUAUGUAUUUGGUAAUUUUAUUAAAGUUUAAUGUAGUUUAUAUAUAUAUAAAUAUCGAAUACACCUGUUUGUGUGUCACACAUAUUUUCUUACUUACGGCAAUCGAACGUUCAUUAUAUUUAUAUUUCUUGGUACCAUAUAAUUUAUAAUUUUUCAAUAGAUAUAUAUUUAUCUUGUCGAAUGUUAGAUGCACGAAAAUAAAAAUUUCAGUUUGUAAUACUCGUAAGACGUAUAGAACUAUUAAGAAUACGUAUUCACUGCUUCAUACAGUUUUUUUUAUUAUUCUAGUUUAUUCUCCUAUACCAUAAUUUCACAGAACGUCUAUAUUUAGGUGCAAAUUCAGAAACUUCUUCAUCGCUUUCAAUCUCUGUAAAAUAAUAAUGAAGAAAAUAAUUAAAAUUUUCUAGUGUGUUAUUCGUUUGAUUUGUAUUACAUAUUAGAAUUAAUAAUGAAUUACCUGAAUUCUUUCGUAAGACAUCGGCAAACGUACUUUGAGUUAAAUAUUGCAAUACAGGAUAAGUAUCAGAAAGAAAAUUUCUUUGUACGCGUGGCAGUACGGAUAAGCAUUCCGUUUGUAAUGAGCUAGGUAUUGAGCAGCAAUAUAAUAUUCGUAUUUUAGUGUUAGCAGAUGUUGAGCUGAUCAUAGGAUAAAGGACAAUAUUUUUUAAUCCGGUAAAUGCUACACCUACAAAACAUCAAGUUCUUAAUGAAACUUAAAUAAUCAACAAUUUAUUAAUUAUUUGUAUCGUAUUAUUUUUUUAGUUGUUUUAAUACUAUAACUAAAAUAGUAUUUAGUAUUUAUUAUUAUUUUUUAUUAGGUAUAUUAAUUAAUAAAUAAUACCUAAUAAAUAAUACCUAAAGAUUUUUGUUUUGAGAAAAAUUGCAAUCUGCCUCUCCAAGUAUCAAGAUGUACACCAAUUACGCUUCCUUCAUUAAAACAUGCUGUAUAAGGAUGUUUUUGACCACCAUGUUGUAAGUAUCCUUUAUAAGAAUAUCCCCAAGAUUCGUGAUCUUGUCCAAGCAGAGAACAAAAUUUUCCUUCUGUAUCCAUUAGAUUAGCUCUUUUGGUACCUACACCAAUCAUCUACAAAUACAAAUUUAUAUACUUGUAUCAUUAAAACUAGUUUAAAAAUAUAAAUAAAAAAUAACUCUUGUGAGAUGUUCAAAUAGUAUAAGAAAUACUUUGGUAAGUAUCGAAAAAAUUCGUAAUAACAUAUGAUAAUAUUUUAUUUAUAACCUAAAAGUAAUUCCAAGAUAAAAAUAAAUGUUUAUCAAUUAAAAUACUCACUACAUCUGUGCCAUAUGCAAUCGUAAUUAUUCUUAAUUCCCAAUAAUGGUGUCUUCCUAUUUUUAAUGGUUUAUUACCUCUUGCUG